AUGAGUCAGAAAGUGGUUAAGGAGGGCCCCAGACUCUCCAAGAACCAGAAGUUCUCGGAGCACUUCAGCAUACAUUGCUGCCCGCCGUUCACCUUCCUCAACUCCAAACGCGAGAUUGUGGACCGCAAGUAUAGCAUCUGUAAAAGUGGCUGCUUCUACCAGAAGAAAGAGGAGGACUGGAUCUGCUGUGCCUGCCAGAAGACCAGCACCAGCCGCCGCGCAACGUCCCCUCAGAGGCCCAAGCGCCAGCCAGCUGCACCCCCCGCGGUGGUCAGAGCACCAGCCAAGCCACGGUCCCCUCCGAGGUCCGAACGUCAGCCACGCCCCCGCCCAGAAGUCCGACCUCCACCAGCCAAGCAGCGUUCCCCUCAGAAGGCCAAGAAGCAGCCGCGCAGCAGCCCCCAGAAAGGGCCAGGCACCAGCCGUGGGGGGUCCCCCAACAAAGCCUCUAGGUUCUGGUAACACCACCUCUUCCCUUUUGCUCCCCAGCCCUAAGAUUGAAAAAGAGGACCAAGCCGACCCCUCGGAAGAAGUGAUGGAGGAGUUUCAAGUGAAUGGACGGCCUCAGCUCCCGGACUCACUGCUUCUCAACCCACGUGCCCUGGGACAG
Lagenorhynchus albirostris (white-beaked dolphin) is the source of this 610-nucleotide messenger RNA. RefSeq names its product myelin associated oligodendrocyte basic protein (gene MOBP). Gene Ontology annotation, molecular function: actin binding; myosin binding. Gene Ontology annotation, cellular component: cortical actin cytoskeleton. The coding region runs from base 1 to 462 and encodes 153 amino acids. The record is from RefSeq and is a predicted model, not a curated record. Lineage: Eukaryota; Metazoa; Chordata; Mammalia; Artiodactyla; Delphinidae. The transcript is spliced from 3 exons.